UAAGGGGUUAUGGAGGAUAAGAGGCGGCGCAUAGGGGUGAGAGGACAAACGCUGAACAUAUUUAGAGGGACGUAAAUGAAGGACUGAGACACUUUUGGUGCGGUGCUAGAAAAUAUGAAGACAUACGUGCUUCUCUUGGCCCUGGCUCUGGGAUGCUCAGGAGUCCCGCUGUACAACUCUGAGCUGGAGUCUAUGGCAGACAGGGGGCUUGGAGCAGCUCUGGCUGAGGUCAACUCCGCGUAUGCUGUCGGUCAUCUUUACCGGGUAACUCGGGGCUCUGUCUCACGGGUUAUUCCCGUGGGCCUGAACACCGUUGACCUGCUGAUGGUGUUUGGCAUCAAAGAGACGGAGUGUGUGAAGACUUCCAGAAGCAACCCCCAGACAUGUGCCUUCAGACCUGGCUUCUUUGUGCCAUCCCUCUCCUGCUCCAGUCGGGUUCGGAUGUCGGCCGCCUCCACCCAGGUGGUGUCUCUCAGAUGCGGCCGCGACGCCUCCAGCUCCAGCUCCAGCUCCUCCAGCGAGGAGAUGUUUUCAAGAGGGAGACACCAGUUCAACAUCCCAUUUGCAAAUAGAGCACCGGCUCCUCCUCCAACUCAUCCACCUCCUCCUCCUCCACCCGUCCAGCCUGGUCUCUUCCUCCAAAGCCAGACGGCAGAGGUCCCGCACAGAGGCGACACUUUCAACAACUACCUGGUGUGAAAGUUCAGCUCACUCUGGAAACACUUAGUUGCUGUUUAGAAGACAAACUUGAAUUAAAAAAAACUGAAUUUGCACGUCA
Molecule: messenger RNA, 778 nt
Organism: Sebastes umbrosus (honeycomb rockfish)
Lineage: Eukaryota; Metazoa; Chordata; Actinopteri; Perciformes; Sebastidae
Gene: spp2
Product: secreted phosphoprotein 2
Exons: 6
Coding region: 115-699 (194 amino acids)
Biological process (GO): bone remodeling
Cellular component (GO): extracellular region
Source: RefSeq, a predicted model, not a curated record